UCAAUGAUUCGAUACCCUCGUGCUGAUGAUUGUGUCGUAAAUCAAUAUGGUGAUCUUGCUAUCAAGAAUAAGGUGAUUAAACAAUUAUGGGGUGCAAAUCAUAUUAAAGCUAAAUUUGCUUGGAUGGAGUACAUUGUUCGAUUUGAUUGGUUGCCAGAUGGACAAAGGUAAAAGAAGUAUAGAAGCUCUAUUUUGUGUAUACUUAAUUAUCCUUUCAAGUGUUUGGUUACAGUUACUUUCAAGAGAUCAAACACAUACUGCAGUCAUUAAAAUACCAUUAGCAUUAUUUACAGUCACUAACAUUGAUGCUAAGGUAACGGAUGAAAUAGAAAUAUUAUGGGAAGAAGCAAAUCCUUAUUGGGUUAAUAUAAGCGAUGCAUACUACUUUAUGAAACAGUCGACAGUAGAACAGGUUUGUUUUAUUUGGAGUUCAGAGAAAGACAAUGGCUAUCGACACUUGUAUCUUGUGGAGAAAUCAAGGCAAGACCAAAAAUCGAAAAUAACUCAAUUAACUAGCGGAGAAUGGUGUUGUUUAGAUCGACCUCUAUUUGUAGAUGAAUCUAGGGCUUUAGUUUACUUUCAAGCCAAAAUGCAUACACCACUUGAAUCUCACUUUUAUAAAUUAUCUUAUGAUAGUAAAGUCAAAGGUCAACCUAUUCUAUUAACUCAGUUAGGUUUUAGUCAUACAGUAACAAUGAAUUCUCCAGAUUAUUUUGUAGAUUGCUUCUCAACAAUACAUGAUCCACAAGUUAUUAUAGUUCAUCAAUUACAUCACGAGCAACAAGUAGAAAAGAGGUAUGCUGCUUUAUUAAUGCCUGCUGCAAUAAGUAGCAAAUGUGAGACUCCACCUUCACCUCCACCUUCCAUGUCACAAGGGACUAACAUGGCUAAUGAAUACCAACAAGUAGAAUCGGAUUAUAAAAGUGUAGAGCCUAAUGGAGAAAUAUUUUCAUUUACAACCUCAGAUGUGUUUGUAUGUAGGAGUAAAAUUAUUUGGGUGUCUAUAUAAACCAAAAUGUUAUCAGCCAGGACAAAGUUAUCCAACUUUAUUACAUAUAUAUGGUGGGCCGAAAACUCAACUAGUGGUGAAUGAAUUUCGUUUUCCACGUAUGAUACGCUAUCUAUUAUCUGUCUAUUUUGAUUUUGCAGUUGUCAUUAUUGAUAGUCGAGGAUCGAGUGAUCGUGGUUU
Cokeromyces recurvatus is the source of this 1189-nucleotide messenger RNA. Its product is annotated as dipeptidyl peptidase IV N-terminal region-domain-containing protein. Bases 158 to 1009 code for a protein of 283 amino acids. Gene Ontology annotation, biological process: proteolysis. Lineage: Eukaryota; Fungi; Mucoromycota; Mucoromycetes; Mucorales; Mucoraceae. The record is from RefSeq and is a predicted model, not a curated record. Gene Ontology annotation, molecular function: dipeptidyl-peptidase activity. The transcript has 3 exons.